This is a messenger RNA of Cladophialophora yegresii CBS 114405, 1467 nucleotides long. RefSeq lists its product as uncharacterized. The transcript has a single exon. Bases 1 to 1467 code for a protein of 488 amino acids. The record is from RefSeq and is a predicted model, not a curated record. NCBI's taxonomy places the organism in Eukaryota, Fungi, Ascomycota, Eurotiomycetes, Chaetothyriales, Herpotrichiellaceae. Gene Ontology annotation, molecular function: catalytic activity.
AUGGCAACGUUGAGGCCCAUAUCUACCCUUAGACAGCACACCUUUGCAAGCUCAAAGUCAUUACUGGGGCCACUGGCUUUCACGAUAUGUUCUCGACACCAACAGAAUAAUCAACGCCGGGAGAAGUCCUCAACAGCAGCGCCAGCAACAUCUACAUCGCUACCAAAUACGGGCGCCCUCCCCCUAUCAGGUCUCAAGAUCCUGGACCUCACCCGCGUCCUGGCCGGCCCGUUCUGCACACAGAUCCUCGCCGACUACGGCGCCUCGGUGCUCAAGAUCGAGCAGCCCGGCGUCGGGGAUGAAACCCGCCAGUGGCGCACGGCGGGCGAAUCGCAGAAAUGGAAGGACGAGCACCCUCUUAUGAGCCUGUAUUUCGCGGCCGUGAACCGCAACAAGCGGUCCGUGACGGUCAAUCUCAAGGAAAGAAAGGGGAUCGAGAUCGUGAAGCAAUUAAUCGCGCGGGGUUGGGACGGGAAUGGCACAGGCGUUAGCACGGGCGUGGACGUCGUGGUUCAUAAUUUCUUGCCCGGAAAAAUGGAAGCCAUGGGGCUUGGGUACGAGGAUUUAAAGAAAUUGGGUUCCGUGGGUGAGAGGCUGAUCUACGCGGGUGUGAGUGGGUAUGGGCCCCAGGGUCCGAGUGCGCAGAGGGCCGGGUAUGAUGCGAUUGCGCUGGCGGAGGCGGGAUUGUUGCACAUCACGGGCGAGGAGGGACGGCCGCCGGUCAAGCCCGGUGUGGCGAUGGCGGAUCUGUGCACGGGGUUGUAUGCGCAUGGGGCCAUCCUCGCGGCGGUGAAUCAGAGGCAAAGGACAGGGAUGGGAUGUUUGAUCGAGGGCAGUUUGUUCGAGAGUAGUUUGAGUUUGCUGAUUAACGUGGGGUUGGCGAGUAUGAAUCUGGAUGUGGACAAGGGGCCCGAGAAGAGGAGGAGAGGGAAGAGGCUGGGGUUGGGACAUCCCAACCUCGUGCCGUACGGGGGAUUUGAAACGAGCGACGGGAAGAUGUUGUUUGUGGCAGCGAAUAAUAAUAGGCAGUGGAAGGGAUUCUGUGAGAGGAUGGGUAUUGCUGGAUUGGGCCAGGAUCAACGAUUCAACACCAACGAUGGGAGAGUGGAAAAUAGAAAGGAGAUCAAUCGGAUUCUGCAGGGGAGAUUUCGCGAGAAGACGAAACAGGAGUGGCUGGCCAUCUUCGAGGGGAGCGGACUGCCCUAUGGCGCAAUCAAUGACCCUGUGGAAGCCCUGGAAGAGCACACUCAGACCAAGGCGAGAGACAUGGUUAUUGAAGUUGAUGACUUCGAAGCAGCCAGGGAUAAUAUGCUGAAGCUGAUCGGCCCAGCCAUGAAAUUUGAGGGUUCGAAGAUGGAACUGAGAAUAAAGCCGCCUUUAUUGGGUGAGCACACCGGCGAGGUCCUGGGCCAGCUAGGGUAUGAUGCUACAGAGGUAACCGAGCUGAGAAACUCCGGCGUUAUAUAG